Messenger RNA from Fulvia fulva, 711 nucleotides. RefSeq lists its product as uncharacterized. Lineage: Eukaryota; Fungi; Ascomycota; Dothideomycetes; Mycosphaerellales; Mycosphaerellaceae. The record is from RefSeq and is a predicted model, not a curated record. Bases 1 to 711 code for a protein of 236 amino acids. The transcript has a single exon.
AUGGCAGCAACAGCAUCAAAGCACGACUGCACCUACCAAGCAGAAGCAGUCGGCGGACUGGUAGACCGCAUCAACCAGCCAAAUUGGUCACCAGCAAGGACAGCCAAGCACAACCUCUGCCUCGAACGCAUCUUCGCCAUCUUGCCAAACGGCGCCCUCAGCAAGGACGUUCUCCCAUCUCCUCCAAGCCUAGCCACCAUGCAGGCCCUCCUCCAAGAACUCGACACGUUGGUCUUCCGCAAGUCCAUCUCCGCUCGCUGCGACUUCGCUUGGGAUCCUCAGCUCAGCGUUGGCAGCCAGAUCGUCAAGGGCUUAUGCCAAACGCCAGUAAAUGGCCGCAUCAUCAUCAAGCUCAACUCGAGCAAGUGCCAUACUUGGUGGGAGAUCGUGGAGACCCUGCUGCACGAGAUGGUGCAUGGUUGGCUCUUCCUGCACGGCUACGAUCGGAGUUGCGGAAAAGAGUCUCCCUGCAGAAAGAUGAGCGCAAUGGGAGCGACUGGCCAUGGAUGGGCUUUCCACAAGAUCUCGCUGGCGGUGGAGCGCUGUGCGCAGAAGGCAUUGGUCAAUAUUAGAUCAAUCAUCGAGCUGAACAGAUGGCAGUCAGCAGUACAUGAGCACAAGGUAUCGGAUCCAGAAAUGGCCGAUCGAUGCUUGAUGGAGUUUUUCGCGGAGUGGGAACAGCAUAUCAUCGUAGUUAAUGUGAGAAGAUGA